AUGCUUCUUCACAACGAAAAUAGCAGCAAAGCGGCUUCGCUAUCAGCGGGUGAAUUGGGCGUUCCUCUUCUUCAUGGAGCGAUGAUCGGAGCCAUCAAUUUGGCUCUUUCAGUUAUUGGCACAUUUGGAAACUUUCUGAUUAUCUUUGCUAUUUUGAAAACACCCCAGCUCCGAAAAAGACCGUCCAACAUUCUUCUCCUCAGCCUAGCAGUAGCUGAUUUGUUAGUGACCAUGGYUGCAAAGCCGCUGUUUGCAUCAUAUGUUAUUAUAAAGACCGCUGACAAUCGAUGCGCCCGUGGAGUCGAUAUGGCGUAUUUCCUGGCAGCGACACUWUCAGGCGGUAGCUCUACCAGCCACUUGGCAGCCAUAAGCAUCGAUAGAGCGCUCGCAACGGUUAAGCCCCAUAAAUACCAUAGCAUCAUGAAGAAGUGGGGCAAAAAGAURCUAUGUCUGUGCUGGKGUUCUGUUAUAAUUGCAAUMAUUGCAUAUUUAACUAUACAUAUAACGAAGGCAGGGAAAAGCGCCGCCCAAACCUUAAGCAUUCUUAUUGCCCUGUUUGUUGCCACAGAUUUCCUCCUCAUGAUUGGUUCAUACGCGAUAGUUUUCUGCAAAAUCAAAAACCACAAGUUCCAUUCAGCCAUGAGAGCAAUGCCUUCCUCGACACGUGAAAGAGCCAUGGAAAGGAGAGUUUCUGGAGCUAUUGCCAUUGUGRUUUUCCUUUUUGUUGCUUGCUGGUUCCCCGUUGUUGGAUACAGAUUAUCACAGCCUGAUAAAUCUGCCCACUGUUCGUUUGGUCUCAUACAAUUAUGGUUUCGUACACUUUGCUUAGCAAACUCAUCCAUGAACUUUAUCAUAUACAGCUUGAGAAUCCGGCAGUUCCGUACUGCAUACUUAAGAAUCAUCAACAGAAUGCUGCAAUCAUUUCGACAAAUUGCUAGAAAUUGCUUAAGCACAAGCGCUGAACAACUAAAUACGACUGUAACACCGAUCACUCUUGUGUCCGUCCCUCUAACGAUAAACAUGCCAAGUUUAUCAAAGGAAAGCAAAGAUGCGAGUGAGACAAUUUAA
Molecule: messenger RNA, 1068 nt
Organism: Exaiptasia diaphana
Lineage: Eukaryota; Metazoa; Cnidaria; Anthozoa; Actiniaria; Aiptasiidae
Product: cannabinoid receptor 2
Exons: 1
Coding region: 1-1068 (355 amino acids)
Biological process (GO): G protein-coupled receptor signaling pathway
Cellular component (GO): membrane
Molecular function (GO): G protein-coupled receptor activity
Source: RefSeq, a predicted model, not a curated record